Pyricularia grisea is the source of this 2087-nucleotide messenger RNA. RefSeq lists its product as uncharacterized. NCBI's taxonomy places the organism in Eukaryota, Fungi, Ascomycota, Sordariomycetes, Magnaporthales, Pyriculariaceae. Gene Ontology annotation, cellular component: membrane; endoplasmic reticulum. The record is from RefSeq and is a predicted model, not a curated record. The transcript is spliced from 3 exons. Gene Ontology annotation, biological process: lipid homeostasis. Bases 551 to 1600 code for a protein of 349 amino acids.
CCCAAAUCGAGACACUUGAGUGGAAGGUGUAUUUUUUAUUCUUAAUAGUCCUUCAUGGGCAAAAAAUACCAAUCGGCAGGAUUUCUGGUCACGUCUUUGCAUGUCCCUGGUGGAAAAACCAUGGAAAUCUCUUUCAAUCUUUGAUAAACACCGUACCCAAUUUACCCAGUUCGUCUGAUCCCCCUAUAUUGAGUUGAGGUGAAGCGAACAAAACAAAAAAGAAAACCCAACUCCACUAUUAUUUCCCCAGCUUCUUUUGUCGCUUCGCCGAGGACGGACUGAACCAAAAGCACCACCCAGUUUAGCUCGCUGGGCAUUGAUCACGGGAUUCCGCGCCAAACUCGUGACACACAGCCUUGCAGAGUUACGCCCUCACGGACAUCAUCUCGGACAAGACAGUCUGUUUCUUUACGAUAUUGUCUUGUGGUGUGUUGGGGGUGUCGUGGGUUCGAACCGGAACCGAUAUUUGCCCUGCUGUAACGACAGCGCCAAGCAGUAAACAAACCAAAGCAUCGACAUCACCAGGGAGGCACAGACAAAAGGCUACGCCAUGAGGGAUCCGUUUCCUAUCGCCCCUAUCCCGGCCCUGAGCCGGGCGGUGCAGCCCAUCGCCGACAAGUUGCACCUCCCGACUUUGCCGUUGCACAUCCACGAGGUUCUCGGGGCCGCGUUGUUCUAUACGUUCGUCCACAUGGUUAUUUCUCCGUGGAUAUCGAUGAAGCUAUGGCCAGAUAGAUAUCCAAUCAACUCGAGGGGCAAAAGAAUGAGCUGGGAUUCGCACGUCGUUUCAAUGGUGCAGUCAUGCCUCAUUAACGUCCUCGCGCUUUACGUCCACUUUUACGAUGAGGAGCGUUGGGAAUUCAACUGGGAGCAACGCGUUUGGGGAUACACUGGUGCCUGUGCCAUGAUCCAGAGUAUGGCCGCUGGCUACUUUGUCUGGGAUUUGAUCAUUACCAUGCUGCACUUCGAAACUUUCGGGAUUGGUGUCUUGAUGCAUGCCAUCAGUGCGUUGACAGUUUACUCAUUUGGAUACAGACCUGUAUUCAACUACUACGCCACCAACUUCAUCCUCUAUGAGCUUUCCACUCCCUUCCUCAACAUCCACUGGUUCUUCGACAAGCUGGGAAUGACGGGAACCAAGGCACAGCUGAUCAACGGCAUCUGCCUGAUUUCUGUCUUUUUCUCUUGCCGUCUAAUCUGGGGUAACUGGCAAUCUGCCCUCGUCUACCGGGACAUGUGGCGCGCUAUGAGGACCAGCGAGAUCCCGGUCAACUCCACCAUCAUAUGCGGGGAUUUUGACGGCAUGAAGGUGGCUGUUAACCCCUCGCCGAUCCCCCUCUGGCUGGUUCUCGCCUACUUCGCAAGCAACCUGACCCUCAACAUGCUGAACGUUUUCUGGCUGUUCAAGAUGAUCAGUGCCGUCAAGAAGCGAUUCACGCCUGCCAAGGAGGACCCAGCAGCCAUCAAGGAAAAGCCAGUCUCUGCCUCGUCCAAGGCAGGAGUAACGAGUGGUCUUCAGCAGACUGCCGAAGCGCUCAGGAAGAGGAAUUUGCCCGAGGGGCUGCCUGUUAUCGAUGACGACCUCGGUGACAUGACCUAAAUUGACUGCACGUCUUUGACCUCUUAUUUAAUGUCACGGUCACGAUCAAAGCUCGAACAAUGCUCAUGUCAGGGCGAGAAAAGCCCGUUAGCUCUCUUUUGAAUGCGUGCGACGACCGUCAGAAGAUUUGGGGCUAGGCUGUAUUUUUUUUAACCCUCCCCUCUCAGUCAGGUCAUAACUGAGAUUCCGAGUACAGGCUUGUAAACAGCUUUCAAACUCAUGUUAUAGCUUGUCAUUUUGCCAUUUCCAUAGACUGUCGUUUUUUUUUCUUUUUUUUUAACAGCGUUUGUUUUGGUCGCAAUCUAUAGAAGCGAAAAAAAAAAAACCUCAGCAUUCAUCCCGUCCUUUUGAUUUUGCGAGGAAAUGUCGCAGAAAAGCCAAAAGUUUCCGAAUAUAUGGGUACCUGCCGUUGAGAUAUGCGAAUGUUGAGAGGCAAUGACUUUGUAACAAACAUUACCAUAAUCAAAUUUGACUUUGCCAACUUGAG